CGUCGUUCAUCUUAAUGGAAGCACUCGAGUCAUUAAUGGUCUAAUUAACUUCUCCUAUUGAACCCCAUCGAUCGAGGCACAGAACGAUCCUCUUGUUAUUUAACCAGCAUCGAUCAUCAACAAAUGAAACUUCGAAUCGUUGAGAAAAAUUUGUUGAGAAACUUUUCGAAAGGAUGAAAGCGAAUAUAAUAAUAAUCGUUUUUUUCGGUCCUCGAUCGGUCUUCGUGAAGCAAUCGGUAAAAUAGAGAAAUCUAUUCUUCUUGAUUAGAGAUCUCGAACGCUGUCCACAAGAUGAAAGAAGAGAGAAGAUAGUCGGCUACAUGUUGUCCCGAUUCAUUCGAGAUCUUUCAGUGGAUAGUGCUGUGGAAGAAAGAGGAAAGAAGAAGAAGAAGGGGGAGGAUUCUGGUGUGCCGGUUUUGUGACCGUUCGGUCAGCGGGCCUUGGAGAAGUCCCGCGACGGUUCCUAUUACAAAGUGGUCACAAUCGAGGCCGGUGAACGUAAUGUGACCCAGAUAGGUGAAGAGAUGAUGACGGUGACUCCGUCCACCUCCGAUGUCGCUGACAAGGCAGUGUCCACGGACGAUGGUGGCAGUGGUAUGGAGGUGGCACGCCUCGAAGCCGUCCUCGCCGCCCUGGUGGAGACGAAAGUGGAGGCGAUCAAAGCAUCCUCGGCUUUGGGCAAGCGUUCUGGUAGCGCGCCAGCCAGCCCUCGCCGGCUCAGACUCACCUCGACAUCGACCGCCUCCUCCUCCCUUAAUCACCAACAUCGAAGGAAGAGUCAUCAUCAUCAUCAUCACCAUCACCACCAUCACCACCAUCAUCGUAGGAGGCACGACUCGGCGCCGUGCAACGACUUCAUCGAUGACUCCACCGAUCAUCGGCACAAUGGACAUCAUGGUAAAACACGGCGGAGGGCGUCAGAAAGUCCACGACGUCCAAAAAAAAAGCGCAAACACUCGAAAAGCCCGCACAUCCUUCACGGUGUAAUCCAAGACGUCCCAACAGGUCUUGAUUCACGUUUAGAGCUUUUUGGGAUGGAUGGUGAUCAAGAUCUCGCAUUGAUAAACUUUGAAAGGACUCGAGAAACUCUCAGCGAUUCCUGUGAAUAUCCACAGUUGCACCGAAGUGCCUCAUAUUUUCCCCAAAGUACUGCUCAAUUAAAGAUUCACUACGACGACGACGAUUACGUGGCGUUGAACAUAGCGGAUGAGCUGGAAGAAGAAGAGAUCUUGAGCGGUACUGAGAAGAUCGAGGCACCUCGGGAGAAGUAUCACCGGCCACGUAGAAAGAGGAAGCGGAAACGGCGCAAGAUUAACAAUACCGGUCCUCAAGAAGAGCUUGUCGAUCCUGAAGAACUUCCACCACGGGCGCGUUGGACGAUCGUGGCCACAGCUUGCCUCCUUCUCACCAUGUCUUUGCUCUUGGUCGGGGUUACCCUUAGAAUGGCGCCAAUCAUCGACGACAUGGUGCGCAGAGAAAACGAGGAGCUGUUGAAUUCCCUCAACAGAGUCUUCGUAACUGAAAACUCAACAAUGACACUCUGAAGAAACUGUUUUCUAAGGAAGACGAGUGGCCUGUUUUGAUGCGUCUUUCGAAGAAGUUUGAAAUUGAGGCAAGAAGCAAGAAGCAGAAGAAGAAGAAGAAGAAGAAGAAGAAAAAGAAAAACUAUCGCUUAACUUCGAAGUAGAAGAAGAGAUCAAGGAUCGUUUUUCAAAAGCAGGCAAAGUUUUAUUACAAUUCCAUUUUAUCCAAGACAUAUAGUUAGGUGUAGCGAGGAAAUUUCAUUUGUCUAUGUCGACACGAGGCUAAUUUGUCCACUCUGCCGAUAGAAUACGAACUUCGAAUUAAAUCUAUAACAAGAUGGUGUCGACAUCUGUAAUUCUGUUCUCGUUGUUUCGAAGGUAUGUCCAAUCUCACUUUUUUUUCAUUGAAAUGUAUAAUUUGAUAUUCUCUGGGAGGAAUCGAAUAUUACACUGUCUCAAAAAUUCUUUUCAUUUUUUUUUUUUUUUUCUAUACGAAUUUAUUAUGUUUUUUUAGAACUUUUGCAAUUUCGAUGGAUCAUACAAUGAUAUUUUGUCGUUUGUGAAAUUUUAUAGAAUUGAUGGUAUUAAUAUUCCAUCUAUUAU
Molecule: messenger RNA, 2126 nt
Organism: Apis laboriosa (Himalayan honeybee)
Lineage: Eukaryota; Metazoa; Arthropoda; Insecta; Hymenoptera; Apidae
Product: lateral signaling target protein 2 homolog
Exons: 4
Coding region: 525-1544 (339 amino acids)
Source: RefSeq, a predicted model, not a curated record